GCGUGUAUUAUGUAGCCUUAAGCCUCCCGAUCGAUGCUAGUCUACCACUGCAGCAGAUCACUCGCUCCCCAGCUCCAGUCACCGCAGCGACACGUGCGUAUGGCCCCGACCGCUGGAUCCGGGUUACAUAUGCCGUGUGCGUUUCCGUGUUGCCGGCCGGAGCGACGAGGACGGAGGACACGCGACGCCGCGCUGGACCAGCCAGGGGUACAGUACAGCAUCCACCUACCUACUGGCUACUACUACUACAGGGCAGCCGGGCAGGGGACACACACACCCACACAGCGCGCGGCACCAAAAUCACAAUCAGGCUAGCUUCCUCGCCUUGGGGAGCGCGCCUAGCGCCUAGCGACGUCAUCUACUAUAUCCUUCUCUGGCUAGCAUACACAUAACACAACACACAACACGUCGAGUGUUAAUUAAGAGUGGACAUGGACUCCACCAGCUUCCCUGCCACUUCGACGACAGCCGCAGCGACGGCGGCGACGACGGCCGAGCCGCCUGCUGUCGUCGUCGCAGGCCCACUCCCGCCGGCGGCGGCGUCGGCGGCGUGCCGCCACCUCCCGUUCUACCGGUUCACGGCCUCCUCGUCGUCGCCACCACCCUGGUUGUUGUUGCCUGCUUCUUCCUCUCCUUCUCCUACCGCCGCCACCGGUGCGCCGCCGGUGAGUGUGACGACGACGACGAGCCGAGCGCCCACCACUACCAUGGCAGCGCAACCAGCGCCGCCGCCGGGCGCGGGGGGAGACGUCGACGCUGCUGCUGCUGCUGCUGCGGCGGUGGUGGUUGCGGCGGAGGUGGAAGACAGGAUGGACCUGCUGUGGGAGGACUUCAACGAGGAGCUGGCGCGGGCCCGCGUCGCCGGCGCCGGGCUGCAGCAGGCGCGGCGCGAGCUGUGGUCGGAGUCGGGCUCGUCGGACGCGGAGUCGUCGUCGGAGCCCGCGGCGGCUCGCGGGUGCGCGCCGGUGCUGCGGCCCUCGUCCAGGGCCGGCGGCGCGGUCCGGCACUGCCGCCGCCGCGCCGGGACGUGGGUGAUGCUCAUGAGGAUCUUCAGGAGGCUCUUCGUCAUCGAGAAGACCACCGUCUCCGCGUCCGCCGCCAGGCGGCACCACGCCGCUGCCACCACGAGGGCGAGCUGAUGCCAGCAUGCUUGCAGCCAAUUGCCUCCAUGAUCAUGCCUGAAUGCUGCUGCGCUUAGCGUGAGCUGCAUCCUGCACUGCAUGCAUGCCUUCCUGUGCGAACGUACGCCGUACGGCCACUAGUAAAUUAUACUGCUAUGCUACUCCAUUAGACAUACAAGCAAGGGGAGGAUCAUCUGUUCUUGACGCUGUAAUUAAGUAAAUAGGGUUCAGUGGUUCAUCAUCGGCAGAUAUAGAGAAAUUAUAGCUAGCAGUGCCAUAGCAAUGCCACUCCAUUUCUUCAAUUCAUUCUCCCACUGUUAAUUACUGGCACUCCAUUUUUGUUAAUCCUGUUUUAUUUAUGAAUUCAUCAAUAGUAGAAAUGUAAAGGGAAAAAAAAGGAGAAAAGUCAAUGCACAUUCUUCUUUUUGUGCCUUUUUUUUAUUAGUCACGAGACGCUGUCUUGUGUUCAUGGUAUCAUAUUCAUAUCUGCGGAUCCGAAGAAAGAAAGAAAGGUGCACGGCUUUCUCAGGACA
Sorghum bicolor (sorghum) is the source of this 1654-nucleotide messenger RNA. RefSeq lists its product as uncharacterized. The transcript has a single exon. Bases 432 to 1139 code for a protein of 235 amino acids. The record is from RefSeq and is a predicted model, not a curated record. NCBI's taxonomy places the organism in Eukaryota, Viridiplantae, Streptophyta, Magnoliopsida, Poales, Poaceae.